Messenger RNA from Symbiodinium pilosum, 2442 nucleotides. NCBI's taxonomy places the organism in Eukaryota, Dinophyceae, Suessiales, Symbiodiniaceae. The record is from the annotation of a GenBank genome assembly.
AUGCCGGUGUCUGGGGGUGUGAUCUUGGGGCUCCCGCCCCAUCCUCAGUAUAUUUCAGAUGACGAGAGCUCAAUGUGGCAGCUUGUCAAUGAUACAAAUAGCGUGGCGCUCAUGAGGCUAUUCGGCCAGCUGUUGGAGGACAUGGCCACGAAUCCGCUCUUAGAAGGGCAGGACAUGUCAGAGGCGCUUCCGCGCGCCAAGAAACACUUCUUCUUCAGCCUGCUUCCCGGCGCUCAGGCCUACGCAGACGCUCGCUGCCGGCUGCUCCACCAAAAGGUCGCGAAAGUCCAGAAGCAGGCAGUUCGUUGGUCACCUGCUUUGGAAGAGCCAAGCCUGGAGUGCACUCGCAGGGGUGAUCGUAGUGCUCCAGGAUCUGGUACCAGCACACGGCCGACAUCUGCUGUAAGCAGCCGUGUUCCCAAGGAGUUGGAUGCAGAGUCUGAGGUGACCAGCGAGGCCCCAUCUCAGGCAUCUUCUCCCACAAACAGGCGGCGCACCCCACGAGCGCGGAGCCAAAGCGGAAGGCGUGUGGCUCGACCUCCCAGCCCCCCAAAGGUGGAAGAGGAACCGUGCGCGUGGGACGAGGGUCAUCUCGACUUGUCAGAGCCCCUGCCAGCCGAGAUGGUCAAGGCAGAGUUCUUGCAGAGCCAGAUGCUUGAACCCGAAAUCAUCAGUUUUGUAGCGAUGUUCCUCGGAAUUUUCCAGGCGCUCUUUGACAAGUACCACGACUUUCCAACGUCAGCGGGUGCGAGCCAGAUGAGUAUUUCAGGCUUCCUGAGGUUUUGCUUUGACUUCGGCUUGUUUCCUUCUGUCGUAGACCUACAGACCAUACAGCACUUGUACGGCUUGUGCGCGGCGGAGUGUGAACCGCAGGAUGCCAAGAGCUCCUCGACGAACCGUGAAUCCAGCCCGGCACCGAAAAGUCCACCGAAGAAGCGCCGCUCGAUAAAGAAGCCGCGCAGCAAGCAGACAGACCCACCAAACCAGAUCUUCUGGAACGGGCAGCAGGUCCCAAUGCGUCUCGGUUGGCUGACUCAUGACUUUGCUCAUCACAGUGAGGAGGAGUCCAAGUGUGUUUGCAUUCUCAGCGCCAUCAACGACUGGAUGAAGGACAGGAUGUGGACGCCCACCGACGUCUUUAAUUUCCUGGAUAUCAAUGCCAGUGGCUUGAUCAGCACGAAGGAGUUUGUCGAAGGCCUCAAGCUCAUGCGGCUGCAGAAUUUGCCUGAUGAUGAGGAGCUCCAUAGGCUGCUACCACUCCUGAUGUCAGCUGAAAAUGGGCUACUGACGCCCCGAGAGCUGCACCAGGCCUUGGCUGUCAUUGCCAAGCAGAAGCACAAGUUGGACCUGGCUGCCAACUUCUUCCUCAAGUCUGAGAAAGACAUGUCGAUGGCAGAGUGGAAUGCCAGCCACUUCUUCAGGGACCUUGUCAAGGUCAUGGAGAAGAACUCCUGGUCACCGGAGGUGCUGUUCACGGAGCUGGGGGGUGGCAAGGAAGCCAUCACGAAGCAAGAGCUCGAGGACCAGGCACGUGUGCUGCUUCGGGUGCACUGCGGCCGAAGCCCGGCGCUUCAAGUUGCCCAGCCAUUCGACAUCCUUGAUGUGAAUGGGGAUGGGGUCAUUGAGAGGGAGGAAUUUGUCGCCAUCAUUGUCCAGCUGCUCAAGGCUCUCGCAGUGCAGGGGAAUGCAGACUCUGGCCGGCAGCGCCGCCAACUUCAGGCUGCUACUGUCGCCCUUUCUGGCCGUUUUCCAAUUGCUGACGGCCUGGCGGCUGUGCGACUGGCAGAGGCGGCGGCCGCGCAGAAUGCCAAAACAGUUGAGUUGUUUGGCCUCCAUCAGUUCAUCGAGUGUCUGCUUUUGAUGGCUUUUGAGGUAAUGGGUGUGCGAGGCACGUCCACGCAAGCUCAGCAGCCCACAGUCAGCAAGGCAGUCUGGCUCAUUCUUUACCUCCGCUGGCAGUAUGAGCUGAAGCUGACGCAGGCCAAGGAGAGAGAAGAGCAGGAAAGUGCUUGGAUCAAGAACCUGGGAGUCUCUCCGGACACGGUCCUUGAUGUCCUGGAUGACAGGUCCUGUCACUACAUUGAGCCUCUCCAUCAACUCUUUGCGGACCCCAGAUGCACUUCCAACAAGUUCUUCCCGGAUUGCCCUGAGCUUUUCAAGGAUGUGCCAUUCUCCAAGCAGCAGGUCAUUGAGGCAGGUGCUGAGGGCAGAGACAUCCAGACAGUCGGCCUGCCAUGUGGGAAAUGUGGCCGCAUCCCACACCGUGGCUGGGGCAGUCUAGUUUGCCCAGACUGCUCGGAUACUGGUGACGUGCUGGAGGUCUUCUGGCAGAAGGCGCAGGCGGCGGAUAUCUCUGGGAACCGCAUGAACCUGAUGCAGAUUUUGCCGCAGGUGUUCAAAAUGCCCAGCAACCCCUGCCGAGUGGAUGAUGUUCUGACUUGA